AUGACUGUAACCAAGGUUCCCUUCCCCUCCCCAGCUACGCUGAAGAAGUUUCCCCAUGUUCAUGAUGCCCCAUCUACUCUGUCCCACACUUUGGAUCCCUUCACUAUCACCACUACUACUGGUUUCCUUCCGUAUGCCACUGCCCCUGUGGAUAUUCCUGCUUCCUUCAAGACUCUGCAGUCCCUAGUGGAACGUCUGCCUGUCGUUAGGGCUGAUGGGACCCCAGGUCUACUGGCCACAUACGAGCUGGGGCCUGCUGUCAAGGCCGAGCUCACCGACAUGACAGAUGAGGUUGAGAAACUUGUCAUGCCUGACGGAACCCCAGACCGCUUUACUCUUACUGCUGUCUUCCGGGACUAUACCUUCUUGGCAUCGUCGUACCUGCUUGAGCCUUGCUGGGAGAAUUGGUGCAAGAACCCAGACCAGGGUUAUGGACUUGGUCGGGACAUGCUGCCUCAGUCAGUUGCUCGCCCUAUGUACCUCUGUGCUCAGAUUCUGGACUUGCCUCCAUUCAUGUCUUAUGCUGCUUCAUAUGCUCUCUUCAACUACAACUUUACUGAUCAUGCAAAAGGACUGGGCGAAUACUCUAACCUUCGUCUGGUCCGUGCCUUUGAGCGUGGUCAUGACCCCAAGAGCUCCGAGGCUGGUUUCAUCUUGACCCAUGUUGACAUGGUCAAGGAGACUGGAGCACUCAUCAGCGGUACCCUCAGGGUAGUUGACACUCUUGAACAGCAUGGUCCUCGCUCAUACAUCAAUGCCGGAUUCCGUGAGAUCCUUACUGCCAUGGAAAAAAUUGAGGCCUCGAUGGAAGACAUGUGGGCCAACUCUAAGCCAUCCGAGUAUCUCUCUUUCCGCGUGUUUAUCUUUGGCAUCACAAACCAGUCCAUGUUCCCGAACGGUGUGAUCUACGAAGGUGUUGAGGAAAACAAGCCUCUCUUCUUCCGCGGGGAAAGCGGUGCAAAUGACAGCAUAAUUCCCCUUCUUGAUCACCUGUGCCAGAUCCCCAUGCCAUCAACCCCUCUUACAAAGAUCUUGCACGAAUUCCGCGCUUACCGUCCGCUCCCGCACCGCGAGUUCCUGACUUACAUCCGCGAAAAGUCAGACCAUAUCGGUGUGCAGAACUACGCAGUGCAGGAUUCGGAGACAACGGUGCUCUUCUUGCAGACUUUGAAUCACAUUCGUAGCUUCAGAUGGCGUCACUGGCUCUUUGCGCGCGAGUACAUCAUUCGUCGUACACCGCACCCGACUGCCACUGGCGGCAGCCCUAUUGUCACAUGGCUCCCUAACCAGCUCUCUGCCGUUAUGGACCUCAUGGUCACUAUCUAUGAUACUCAUCUUGCUCCUAAAGAUGGCGUCGCCUUCGUGGAUGGACAAGAAGAUCUGAUCGCUUCGCACCGAAAACAAGUGGAGCCGAUGAUGGAGCUUGUGCGUAAUCAAAAGGAAAAGCUGGCUAAGGAGGUGGAGAAGUGGUGCCAGGAACGGGGAGUUUAA
Penicillium taxi is the source of this 1491-nucleotide messenger RNA. Its product is annotated as indoleamine 2,3-dioxygenase family protein. Bases 1 to 1491 code for a protein of 496 amino acids. The transcript is spliced from 5 exons. Gene Ontology annotation, molecular function: heme binding; metal ion binding. The record is from RefSeq and is a predicted model, not a curated record. NCBI's taxonomy places the organism in Eukaryota, Fungi, Ascomycota, Eurotiomycetes, Eurotiales, Aspergillaceae.